Molecule: messenger RNA, 608 nt
Organism: Zophobas morio
Lineage: Eukaryota; Metazoa; Arthropoda; Insecta; Coleoptera; Tenebrionidae
Product: calmodulin-like
Exons: 1
Coding region: 68-517 (149 amino acids)
Molecular function (GO): calcium ion binding; enzyme regulator activity
Source: RefSeq, a predicted model, not a curated record
ACAAAACCAUCUGUCAGUGUCGUUUUCGCCCCCAAAUAUCCUUCCGUCCCUCGAAACUAACACAACCAUGGCUGACCAACUCAGCGAGGAGCAGAUGGCCGAGUACAAAGAAGUCUUCUCGUUGUUCGACAAAGACGGUGACGGCAGCAUCACCACGGACGAACUGGGGGUGGUCUUAAAAUCUCUGGGGCAAAACCCCACGGAGGCGGAACUUCUAGACUUGAUCAGCGAGGUGGACGCCGACGGCAGCGGCACAAUCGACUUCGACGAAUUCCUGGUGAUGAUGUCCCGUAACGCCAGGGACAUGGAUAGUGAAGAGGAGAUUCGUGAGGCAUUUCGGGUGUUCGACAAAGACGGCAACGGGUUUAUUUCGGAAGCUGAAUUGCGCACUGUGACGACCAACCUGGGUCUCAAGCUAACCGACGAAGAGUUGGAAGAGAUGGUCAGAGAAGCUGACUUGGACGGCGAUGGAGAAGUCAGUUACGAGGAGUUUUUGAUAAUGAUGACUACUUCUUGAAGAGUGGGGUAACUUGGGUCUAGAUUUUCUUUCGAAGCGAUGGAUUCCAGCUGAAAUCUGUAAUUUUACAAAGCAAAUUUAAUUGGUAAUA